GUAGCCACAUGGGGGAAGACCAUGGAAGACAUGUCCCCUGGCAGUCAGUACAGCAGCCUAAGGCACCAGGAAUUUAAAAAUCUAGAUACCAUGUAUGGAGGAGGCUCAGGUAACUUCUUAGUGACUGCCCAGGGGAAAACAACCCAUUUUGAAAGUCAAUCUGUGAUUUGUGUUGUUCACAAUUCUGCAAGCCUCUCAAGGCCUAAGGAAGACCAUGUCUAUUGCCCUGAGGCUUCUACUGGCUUAGGAGGCAGGUCAAGUCCAAAACAACAUGCUAUUCUGGCUGGAGCUCCAAGAAAGGUUGACCUAGAAGUUCCCACAUGGCAACACGUGAAGUGGAAGGAGAGUAUUGGGUCUGGGUUGGCAGAAGCCUGCAGGACCAGCAGCAAAACUCCCAGGCCAACUCCAUUGCCAAAGCAAAGACCUAGCUCAGAUCCUAGGGGAGUUAUGGAGGAGGCCCCGUGCCAACACCCAAAGGAGGCUUUAGAUUACCUCAUCUUCUCUGGGAACACUGAAACUAGCAGCCCUUUGGCUCCUCCAGGAGGGAAGGACAGCAGGUCUCUUCCUUGCCAACAACUGUGCAAUUAUCAACCCAUUGCUACUCAUCCUUCCACUUUGCUGUGUUACAGAGAUGGUGAACUGAGGAAUGGGACUUCCAAGGUUGACCCACCCACUACUCCUUUCAUAGUGCCUUCCAGGGCCUGUGAAAUGGAUGAGAUAGGAGAGAGCCCUUCCACAGAACGUCACUUGCUCUUGGCACAUGGCCUUGAGCACAAAGGUGUUCAUGUGGAACUUGAACCAAUGAGCAGUAGCCACACUCUUGAGCCACCCACUGGAGUUGCUGCCCUAUCUCUAGCUGGAGGCUGCAGUUCCCCUUCCACCCCUGGUGUGAGGACAAGUUUCCUCACCCACUCAGCUGCUGAUAGAAGCUUGAGGUCAGUGAGGAGUCCUGAGAAAAAGGUGACUGAGAAAGCCAGCACUGAACUUGAGGCUGUCCUUUUCCCUGAAGUCAUGAUCUCUGAGCCAUUGAGGACUUCAAAGGAUUGCUCUGUAGGUGGCCAGAGUGCACCGGCAUCUCAAACUAAGCCAGAACCACCUGCAACAACUAAGGGACCACGCAGCCUGAAUUUAAGAGAAGGGUCUGUUGAGAGCGAGCUGGUGGCAGAGACACAGCAUAGAUAUUUAGAAAAUGCCAUUAGACACCUUUCAAAAAAGACACAGCCUUCCACUGAGUCCACAGGUCACAGUUGCUCAGAUUCCAAAGCCAGGUUUCUAGCUAGGUUAAAACGUGUCUGCAGUCCUCAGCCUGACAAUUCCUGGGAGGAGGAAGAAGAAGAGCAACAGAAAGACCAAACUUUGGGAGGUGAUGAAGCCCCUGCCCAGGGUAGCAAUCCCCCACCCUCUGAUGAAGAAGACUUGGAUGGCUGUCAGAUGAGUGGUGCUAGAGAAGGGGAAGUGGCUGUGACCAAGUCUCCUGGGUCCCAGACUUUCUUUUCAGGGUUUAAGGACCCAGCUUCUGUGUCCUUGGAGCAAAGUGAAGCACCACAGCCUGCUGCCCAGAGGCCUGGCCAGCCCUGCUCUGAUAGGGAGCAGCCGGCUCCCCACCAGAGGUGCUCUCUUCCUGUGAUUGCAAUUUUCUCUGGCUCCAAACCCUCCAAGUCUUCCCCUAGACCCCAGUUCUCCGUGGUCAGCUCAUCUCGGUCUCUUAAGGAACUCAACUUGAGUGUAGAGCCUCCUCCUUCUACAGACGAGGAUGCACAGGGGCCUAACAGACUGCGGAGCCCACAUCUCAGGGACUGUUCAGGAAAAUCAGUUGCAAGAACAUGUCUGAGGUCUGAGGACUGUAAUCAGAAAUCUUCAUUGAAUUUGGACACUAGCCCUGCUGAUUACAGGCCCCUGAAACCUGCCACCCCUCCUUACCCAACGUCUCCUGCUCUCUCAUGCAUGCCAACCCCUGAUUUCAUGACCAGCUGGAUUUCUGGCACUUUGGAACAGGCCCAGCAAAGAAAGCCAGAGAAAUUGGGUGUCCAGGUUAGGCCAGAUCAUUGGUGCUCUCAGCUGGACAAAGGAAUGUUGCACAUUGGCUCCAGUGACAUCAAUCCCUAUGUCUUGCCCUGGUCUCCAGCGGGGUCUUCAUGCAUUGGCUGGAAGCAGUAUGUGUUUGGCAGUGCAGUUGAUGUCUCCUGGAGCCAAAAGCACCAUGGCCUGAUACCAUCAAAUGUGGCCCAGUGCUCCAGCAUGGAUUGCCUAGAAGGCCAGAACUCAGCAUUCCACUCCCACCUCAGCAUCUAUGCCAAAACCCGGGAUCUGUCAAACACACGCAGCAGCAUUGAGAAUGCCCAAAGUUCAAAUGAGGCUGGGGAAGUGUGGCAUUCCUCAUUUGCCUUAAGGGAACCCCACAUCCUGACUGGCCCUCAAGGGGUAGACCCCACUUCAGGUACUGACAGAAGACCCCACUUUCAGGACCCCAGUGAUGAAGCUAGCUGCACCAAGAGUGAGCUCCCACUGGCAGAAGGAAGUUCUGCAGGUCCUGUGGAUGAGAUUGUGCUUCUGUACCCAUCAGAGGCAGGCUGCCGUAUGGAACAGGCUAGGAUAAACACCUUGGAGCAGGGCACGCAGACCCUGGGCACUGACGUCUCUGCUCAGCCUGUCUCCAGUGUUGUGUCAGCCUGUGACCUGGCCGCCUGGACCAGCAUGCACAAUCUGUCUCUCCAUCUCUCACAGCUCCUGCACAGCACCUCAGAGCUACUUGGCACUCUCUCCCAGCCAAGUGUAGUCCAAAAGGAGGAGAACACCAAGAGUGAUACCUCAGAUGAGGCCGCACAGGCCCUUAGAAUGGACGGUGCUACUCAGACAACUGUGGAUGAGGGAAGCCAGACUGACCUGGCUUCAGCCCUUCUCCCCUCCACGUCAGAGAUCAAACCACAGGAAGUCAAUGUGAUCCUUGAAGUGCUGGGCUCAGGUAUCGAGCCCCUGUCUCUAGAAAAGGACCAUGUCCCAGAGGCACUUCAGAAGAGAGAAGCAGAGGAAUCAGCACAGAAAAUGACCUUGCCUCCAGAUCUUCAUGAGGAAAGCACCCCCUGUGGCCUGCAGAGUCCUCCAACGCCCUCAUCCCACUUGAGGGUUGAGAGCCCGUCUGGGCAGAGCAUCCCUUCUGAGAGCCCCCCAGCUUCUCCUGAUGCUGCCCUGCCUCCCAGCUCCCAGCCAGAGCAAUCCUCCUGCAUGGUGGUCAAUAACCCCAGCAUCCCUCACUCACCAGGGUUGUUUUUUGAUACUUCAGAGUCUACCUGGGACCCUGGCAUCCAGAAGAAGCUGGGCCCCUUGGGGGCCUUGUUGGUGGACCGGGCCUCCUCCCCAAUUCUCACCCUCAGGGCUGGCACCCAAGAGUCAGGUCCCCCCCUACAUGCUUGGAUUCCCUCAGCUCUGCCUCUUGAAGACCACCCGAAGCUUGACUUUAGUCUAGACCUUGCUCUACGUGCCCCCAAACCUCCAAUGGAUAGUUAUUCUCAAAGUAUAGACGUGUCAUGUGGCUCCCAGAAAGUUGAGUCUGGAGGUAGAGGAGGCGUGAGUCCCUUAGAAAGGAGUGCUGAGAGCUUACUCCUGGAGGCGAGCUCCCCAUGUACCCCCCUACAGAGCACCAGAAUCCAAGUUAGUUUCUCAGGGGAAUCCCCUCAGCAGCUUCAGCCCAGGACGGCCACCAGGGUCCAAAAAAGACUGCCGCCUCCACCACUGAGGCACAGGAGCUUGAGGCUGGCUGAUAGCUUUGUGCCUGAAGUGGCAGCUUCCUCAGAGCAUGGCUCACUGAGCAGUAGAGGGCCAAGUCGAUGGCAGGGCAGGCUGGAAAGUGGGAGUGAAAGUGUAGCAUCUAUGGUGGAGCCACAAACCACUCUAGACCUCUCCUCUUCGUGGAGAGGCCUCCAGCCCCUUAGCCCCUGCUCUGUCUCUCACCUGGCCGACACUGCAGGGCUUCGAGCUUCUACCUUGGGCCCACCUGAGGCUGGACAACUUGAAGGGCUACUGUGCCCCAGUUCCCCAGUGUGCAUGGCCCCUGAGCCCCAGCAUCAUAGCCUGAGAGACCUUCCACUGCAUAACAAAUUUAGUAACUGGGGUGGGGUUCAUGAUGGCUCUCCUGGGGGGCUGGGUGUAAGUAAAGAUCUCAAUGCUGGAGAGCAGAGACAAAGGCCUCCGCAACCUCCCAACAACCUGGAUCCUGAGUGGUCCCGCAGGGAGCAGAUCCCCCUGCACGUUGGGGUCCAGAAGCCCUCACUCAGCAUAGAACUCACGGAAGCAAAACUGCAUCGUGGCUUCGGGGAGGCGGAUGCCCUUCUGCAGGUGCUGCAGACUGGGAUGGGGGAGGCACUUGCUCCUGAUGAACCUGAACCUGUGACAUUCACCUGGAAAGAGCUGUAUUCCCGGCAGAAAAAAACUAUUGAGACCCUCAGGAGAGAGAGGGCUGAGCAAUUUCAGAACAUCCGUCGGACACGAAGCCUCAGCCCCCAGAAGCAGCAGAGCUUCCUAUUCAACAGGGAUCUCCCCAACCGUGAACUCGAUUUGCCCAGCAGACGCCGGGAAUACUUGCAGCAACUGAGAAAGGAUGUCGUCGAGACUACCAGGAGCCCAGAAUCACCAUUGAGGUCUGCUGCCUCCUCUGACAUCGAUCUGAUGCUGCGGGACUAUCAGCGGGCCCGUGAGGAGACCAAAGUGGAGAUUGCCCGGGCACGGGAGAGGCUGCGGGAGCGGACUGAGCAGGAGAAGUUGAGGAUCCGCCAGCAGAUCACCACCCAGCUGCUGAGGGAAGAGGAAAAACUACACUCCCUGGUCAACUCCAGCUCCCUGUGCUCUAGCUCCAAUGGAAGCCUCUCUUCUGGUGUCACUUCUGGUUACAACAGCAGUCCAGCCUUGUCAGGCCAGCUUCCGUCCCCAGAGGGUGUGGGGGACUCAAACUCCUCGGAUCCCAGAGACACCUGGAUAGGGGAUGGGCGGAGCCGCUCUGCAGUGAGGAAUAGUCACCUGUAUGUGGCAGGGACUGUCUGGAGGAGCUCUGCUUACAGCUACAGAGCCUCGCUGGGCAGCUGCUGCUCUCCCUCCAGCCUGUCCAGCUUGGGGACCUGUUUCUCCUCCUCCUACCAGGAUUUGGCCAAGCACAUUGUGGACACCACCAUGGCUGAUGUAAUGGCUGCUUGUUCAGAGAAUCUGCACAACCUCUUCACCCGCCAGCCGGCAGCUGGCUGGAACUAUCAGGGUGAGGAGCAGGAAGUGCAGCUGUACUACAAGGAGUUUUCUUCUACUCGGCACGGCUUCCUAGGGGCAGGUGUGGUGUCCCAGCCGCUGUCUCACGUGUGGGCAGCUGUGAGUGACCCCACCCUGUGGCCCCUCUACCACAAGCCCAUCCAGACAGCAAGGCUGCAUCAGCGGGUGACCAACAGCAUCAGCCUGGUAUACCUGGUGUGCGAUACCACACUGUGUGCCAUGAAGCAGCCGCGGGAUUUCUGUUGUGUCUGUGUGGAAGCCAAAGAGGUGCCUACUGUGCUGGUGGGACAAUUGUCUGUCAUGGCAGCUCAGUCUGUAUAUGACACGUCCAUGCCAAGACCCAGCAGAAAUAUGGUUCGAGGGGAGAUCCUGCCCAGUGCCUGGAUCCUGCAGCCUGUCACCAUAGAAGGGAAGGAAAUCACCAGAGUCAUCUUCUUGGCCCAGGUGGAGCUGGGCGCGCCAGGCUUCCCCCCUCACCUCCUGAGCUCCUUUGUCAAGCAGCAGCCGCUGGUCGUGGCCAAGCUGGCUUCCUUCCUUGGUAGUUAGCAUUGCAAUGGAGAUGCUGCUGAGAUGCUGGCCCAGGAUUUCCCAGACAUUACAGCCACUCUCUACUGUCUGCAUCCAGGUGACCCAGAUGGCACUAGCCUAGGGUUGCCAGCAAAACCCGGUUAGUACUUGGGUCACCUCUAGCACCUCUGCAGAGCCAGCACCCUGAAGUCCUGGCCCUGGCUAUCCCGGGAUGAAUGCUCAACUCGCCUUUUGGAUUUCUCACCUUUAUUUCCCAUCUCUGGGGCUCUGUGGCCCAUGAGCUACUCAGGACUGGAGUGAGGCACAGCCAGCAGAGCUGGGGACUGUAGUGCUUUGGCAAGGCUCCUCCUCGCAAGCAAGCAUUAGCCAGGACUUCUCUGGAUCUGCUUCCAGCAUUCAGCUUCACUGUGUGAUGGAGUGGCAAAAAGGACCAAACCAGAAAAAGGUCUUAAAAAAAAAUAUAGCUAUACGAACCAGAACCGAUUCAGAAUCUUUUUCUCCCUGUUGAAUGUUUGCAAAAUGCUUUACUUGCUUUUGUUCUUCUUGCCUUUCCUUGCCCAGAGAGGACACCUGGGUCUUGCACCAGAGUCAGGGGUGCUGAGUGCUGGUGUGGAGCAGUGAAGUGAGAGACCGCUGUGUAAGCAGGUGGGACAAAUGUGGGGUCACAGGCAGGGGCCUGGCUUUUUGAGGACCUUUAGUGGGUUGAGGCAGCCAGAUGCUGGCUGCUCACAAAGCAACAUGGAUUUCAGAGAUUAAAAAUUGACCUCUGGCUGGGUGGUGGUGGCUCACGCCUAUAAUCCUAGCUACUCAGGAGGCAGAGGUCAGGACUGUGGUUCAAAGCUAA
This is a messenger RNA of Castor canadensis (American beaver), 6622 nucleotides long. The record is from RefSeq and is a predicted model, not a curated record. NCBI's taxonomy places the organism in Eukaryota, Metazoa, Chordata, Mammalia, Rodentia, Castoridae.